Messenger RNA from Scleropages formosus (Asian bonytongue), 4314 nucleotides. Its product is annotated as vacuolar protein sorting-associated protein 35-like. Gene Ontology annotation, biological process: retrograde transport, endosome to Golgi; intracellular protein transport. Bases 176 to 2554 code for a protein of 792 amino acids. Gene Ontology annotation, cellular component: late endosome; retromer complex; retromer, cargo-selective complex. The transcript is spliced from 18 exons. The record is from RefSeq and is a predicted model, not a curated record. Lineage: Eukaryota; Metazoa; Chordata; Actinopteri; Osteoglossiformes; Osteoglossidae.
UUAAGUCAACAUGUUUCAUGUGUACGUGCAGCGAAUAGACGGUGUUACACGGCCGCAAACAUCACCCUGUGUGUCGAAGUGAAGCGGCUGUCCUACCACGCAGCCGUCCCCACAGGACGAUCAGGAGAAGCUGCUGGAUGAGGCCAUCCAGGCCGUGAAGGUCCAGAGCUUCCAGAUGAAGAGAUGCCUGGAUAAGAGCAAGCUGAUGGAUGCUCUGAAACACGCCUCCAACAUGCUUGGGGAGCUAAGAACGUCCAUGCUGUCCCCCAAGAGUUACUAUGAACUUUACAUGGCCAUCUCUGAUGAGUUGCAUUACCUGGAGAUUUACCUAACAGAUGAGUUUGCCAAGGGCAGGAAGGUGGCCGACCUGUAUGAGUUGGUCCAGUACGCAGGGAACAUCAUCCCUAGACUCUAUUUACUCAUCACAGUGGGCGUGGUGUACGUGAGGUCGUUCCCCCAGUCGCGGAAGGACAUCUUGAAGGAUCUGGUGGAGAUGUGCCGUGGCGUGCAGCAUCCUCUCCGGGGACUCUUCUUGAGGAACUAUCUGCUGCAGUGCACCCGAAACAUCCUGCCUGAUGAUGGGGAGGUGACCGACAGAGCCUUCAUGGAUGACUUGGCAGUGAAUGCAACAGGGCUCGACCUUAACGGUUGUCCGACUGUGCAGGACAGGCAGGAGAUGACGGGUGACAUCAGCGACUCCAUGGACUUUGUGCUGCUGAACUUUGCAGAGAUGAACAAACUGUGGGUCCGCAUGCAGCACCAGGGCCACAGCCGUGACCGCGAAAAGCGCGAGAAGGAGAGGCAGGAGCUGCGCAUUCUGGUGGGGACUAACCUGGUGCGGCUCAGCCAGCUGGAAGGUGUCAACGUGGAUAAGUACAAACAGAUUGUGUUACCUGGAAUUCUGGAGCAGGUGGUGAACUGCAGGGAUUCCCUCGCACAGGAGUACCUCAUGGAGUGUAUCAUACAGGUUUUUCCCGACGAGUUCCACCUCCAGACCCUGCACCCAUUCUUGCGGGCCUGUGCUGAACUGCACCAGCAAGUUAAUGUCAAGAACAUCAUCAUCGCUCUCAUCGACAGAUUGGCUUUAUUUGCUCACAGAGAGGAUGGUCCUGGUAUCCCAGCGGAUAUUAAAUUAUUUGACAUAUUUUCACAGCAAGUCGCUACAGUUAUACAGUCUCGACAGGAUAUGCCUUCCGAGGACGUGGUAUCCCUGGAAGUGUCCCUUAUCAACCUGGCAAUGAAGUGCUACCCUGAGCGGGUGGACUAUGUGGACAAAGUGCUAGAGAGCACACUGGAGAUCUUCAACAAGAUGAACCUGGAACAUAUUGCUACCAGCAGUGCGGUGUCAAAGGAGCUGAUGAGGCUGCUUAAGAUCCCUGUGGACAUCUACAACAACAUACUGACUGUACUGCAGCUCAAACACUUCCACCCGCUCUUUGAGUAUUUCGACUACCCGUCGCGCAAGAGCACGAGCUGCUAUGUGCUCAGCAAUGCCUUGGACUACAGCACAGAGAUCAAAGCACAGGAACAGGUAGAUGCCAUUCUAAACCUUGUGUCAACGCUGGUUCAGGAUCAGCCUGACCAGCCUUCAGAGGAACCAGAUCCCGAGGACUUUGCUGAGGAGCAGAAUCUGGUGGGCCGGUUUAUUCACCUCCUCAGGUCUGAGGACCCAGACCAGCAAUACUUGAUUUUAAAUACCGCCAGGAAACAUUUUGGAGCAGGUGGAAACAAGAGGAUUCGAUAUACGCUGCCACCGCUGGUGUUUGCUGCUUAUCAGCUUGCAUUCCGUUACAAAGAGAACUCCACUGUGGAUGACAAGUGGGAAAAGAAGUCUCAGAAGAUUUUCUCCUUUGCCUAUCAGACGAUCAGUGCUCUGAUCAAGGCGGAACUGGCAGAGCUGCCCCUGCGACUCUUCCUGCAGGGAGCACUGGCGGCUGGGGAAAUAGGUUUUGAGAACCACGAGACUGUUGCCUAUGAGUUUAUGUCACAGGCCUUCUCUCUGUACGAGGACGAGAUCAGUGACUCCAAGGCCCAACUGGCUGCCAUCACGCUCAUCAUCGGCACCUUUGAGCGAACCAGGUGCUUUGGCGAGGAGAACCACGAGCCCCUGAGGACGCAGUGUGCGCUGGCUGCCUCCAAGCUGCUCAAGAAGCCGGACCAGUGCCGGGCCGUCAGCACUUGCGCCCACCUCUUCUGGUCCGGCUGCCGCAGCGACAAGAGUGAAGAGGAGAUUCGUGAUGAGAAGAGAGUCAUGGAGUGCCUAAAGAAAGCGCUGAAAAUCGCCAACCAGUGCAUGGACUCCUCAUUGCAAGUGCAGCUCUUCAUCGAGAUCCUCAACAGAUACAUCUAUUUCCACGAAAAGCAAAACCAAGCGGUGACUGUGCAGGUUCUGAACCAGCUGGUGCAGAAGGUGCAGGAAGACCUGCCCAACCUGGAGGCAAGCGACGAGACGGAGCAGAUAAAGAAACACUUCCACAACACAUUGGAGCACCUGCGGCUUUGCAGGGAGUCGCCCGAGGCCGACGGCGUUGCUUACGAGGGGCUCGUGUUGUAGGACGCGUCCUUCCUUCUCCCUGCCCACCACACACUUCCGUGCUACUCACCUCCAUCCGUAGUGUUGACUCUUUGAUUUACCGUCCCAGCGUGAGGUUUCCAUUUCUAUGGCAGAGCCGUGCAAAGGUGCUGAGAACAAUGCAGUGCGUACAUUUUUGUGACCCUGUUUUUCACCUUUCUUGCCCUGGUUUUAUUGUCCCGAUAUGCAACGGCUGCACCGAUGACGUUUUCUGGGGACAGACAGUUAGAUUCAUUUUUAUAGCACUAAUUUGAGUUGAGAUUUUCAGUUAAUUUACAAGGAAAAAUUUGAAAUUCCUAUUUUGUUUUUUAAAUUUUGUGUAGGUUAACUGAGAAACCCAAAUUAAUAUUAGUACUACAAAAAUGUUCUGAUUUUGUGAUGAGACCUGACUCCAUUUAUCAGUGCAUAACAGGGAGAAACCAGGCAGAGGUGUCAUUUUUGUAGAGGAUAUAGACCUAAGUCUGUGGUGUACAUGCAAAAAUGUUCAACAUAUACUGUAGGAAACGAAAACAACAGGUAAACUUUCAUACCUUUCACAGGUGGCUUUGUUUUUGUUUUUUUUUUUUUAUUUUUAAUAUUUUGAUCAUACAAACUAACUGAAAAUCUAAAAUCAUUUUAUUACUAUGAAAUGGCUAUUAACAAUGUUGCUUGAAAUUAUAAACCGAUAAUAUAUAAUCGUUAUAAAUCAUUUACAUCAUCAUGUACCCUAACCUGCACAUGUAUAUAUUUUGCAUAAUUUGUUUUUCUCAUGCGUUCUUUCUUAUACCAUCAGUUUGUACCCUGCAGCUGCUUUUCAAAUUUCCUAAUUUUAUACAUACAGAGCAGCUUCAGAGCAGCAUCUUUCAUGGUGCUGGGUUGUCAGUGAGCAGUUUAAAUACUCAAGGACAGAGCUACUGACAGAAACAGCAACCAUUCACACCUGAUUUCCCACUUUUCCCUUUUCUUCUUCUUCUUCUUCUUCUUCAAAGACAACAUGUUUUAAAUGUAAGAUGUUUAACAAGGGCGACUGCUGUUCUCUCCUCUGCACAUCCAAGUGCCAUAAGUUGAUGAAGGGUCCUUGAUAGCAGCAGAAAACCUGUAGCCAAAGCGCUGUGGCCAUUGGUUGCUUGGAAACGGGGCUCCGACUGCUGCUUGCAUUGUUUUCAUUGGUGGUCUUGAAUAACAAUAUUGAACUGAAUAACAGUUUAGUUAGGAAAAAAACAUUAAUGAAAACAGAACACUUCUUGUGACAUAAUAAAUUUUACAUACUUGUGGUUUUCAUAUCUGUAUUCCUUGUGCAGUGCCAGCUGAGGAUGUCACUGUGUGUGUGUGUGUGUGUGUGUGUGUGUGUGUGUGUUUGUGUGAAGAAAACCAAAACACAAAAUUUGACACAUCUGCACACAAUGUGCCAGGUAGUGUUGCACCUUCGCCUUGUCAGCAACAGAAUAGAUGUUAUGGAGGAGAGAUAUGCUUAGCAUCGAUUUUCUUUUCUUUAUACCUUUCACGGCCUCCACGGACGGCUGGGUUUAUAGAUUCUGGUGUGGGGAUCGCCGAGGACAAGCCCUCUGUGUGAGGGUUAAUCUCUCAAAGACACUGAGAAGUGAUGGCAGUAUCCCUGAAAACAGUACUUGUCACAUCCGCUCCUGGAUUUGACUGCUUACAGUUAGUCUUACUGUAAUGGCAUCGAAGGUCUUCAAAUGCUGCCGUUUGUGAAGUAUCCAUCAUCACGUAAUAUUUAGAGCUCCAGGGUAAAAAAAAAAAAA